Molecule: messenger RNA, 5578 nt
Organism: Xylaria bambusicola
Lineage: Eukaryota; Fungi; Ascomycota; Sordariomycetes; Xylariales; Xylariaceae
Exons: 2
Coding region: 676-4902 (1408 amino acids)
Biological process (GO): endocytic recycling; intracellular protein transport; post-Golgi vesicle-mediated transport
Cellular component (GO): plasma membrane
Molecular function (GO): ATP binding; ATP hydrolysis activity; ATPase-coupled intramembrane lipid carrier activity
Source: RefSeq, a predicted model, not a curated record
CUUACGUAGGUAUCGAGUAUGCGCUCUGAUCUGAUGACUGUUAUGUAGGCGAGUAGGUACAGUAGCUACCGCGCCGCCGGGAUUCCACGGAUCUAAAGCAUUCCUAAGUCGAAACAAAUGGGUCAGUUCCAAGGUUGCUUCGACAUACGAAGGCACGAGUCUGGCACGAGUGUUGUAUGGGCUGAGUAAUGCGUACAAAAGUAAGCCAAUUGGGUUUCCACAUGUAAAUACACCAUAAUGUAGUUGCGAUAAACUUCGUUUCAUUCUUUGACUCACUCCGUCAUGUCCUACCUAGUCAAUAUCGUGGUUUACACAAGCUCUACUUAGUAGCAACCCCAAUAUCCUAAUCCCUGAUUCAGGGCCGUCGCUCGUUUAUCUUAUUUUGGAGUCCUAUACCUACAUCUGUCGUUAGCUAUGAUCGCGCCAUACUAGGUAGAAAAUAUAGACCAUCCACGUAAUAUCCGAGACUACCGCUCACUAGCCCCAUUCAAAGCUCCUAUCCCUCGCGACUUUCAUUCGUCUGCAUUUGCGCGCUGUCGAGAUCCGAGAUCAUCGCCCGCAUUUCAACCGUGAUUCAAAACCUCCCGUUGCUUUACGAACACUGACUUGUCGGCCGGCGAUGUUGUCACCGCUGCCGCUUUGCGGUUUGAUACAAAUACCUCUUUAACACUCGUUAUGUCUCCCAUGGGCCAUGCGUCUAGCCAUGGCUUAGAAAAGCAGACUACAGGCCCUCGUCGGGCGUCACAGACCUCUCGGCGCAGAAGAUACCGUGUCUUGAAGUCAACCAUAUAUAGCCAUGCCUCCCGCUUGUACAAAACCUACUUCCUCGAGACCAUAUUGCGACAGAAACCUCUCAAGCCAUCCAAAGACGGACGCCACGUCCCCCUGCAACUCGGCCACCAUCACGAGCCACUUGUUGAUGAGAGGCGUGGCAAUCCCUACAUAUCGAACGCUAUCCGGACCUCCCGGUACACUAUCUACGACUUUGUGCCCAAGCAAUUGAUAUUUCAGUUUACGCGACUAUCCAAUGCCUACUUUCUAGCCAUUGGUAUUCCUCAGACCGUUCCAGGUCUGAGUACUACCGGCACCUAUACCACUAUUGUGCCUCUGUUCUUCUUCGUCGCCCUGACUAUACUGAAAGAAGGCUACGACGACUUCAAACGACACCGUUUAGACAAGAUUGAAAAUGCAAGAGCAACGACAGUUCUGAGACCGCGUGCGCUGGACGCAGUUCCGAUUGCGACAAGAUGGCCAUGGUCUAGGAAAGAAUCCCACAUCAUCACAGUUGAUGCUGAUCCUGAAAGCGAUGACAAAGAUGAAGACUAUUCCUGGGCCCAGAUUGAAUGGAGAGAUGUCAAGGUUGGGGAUAUCGUCAAGCUUCGACGCGACGACCCCGUGCCCGCUGAUAUCAUUCUCCUUCAUGCAACCGGCGAGAAUGGCAUAGCGUAUAUUGAUACCAUGGACCUCGAUGGCGAAACUAAUCUUAAGAGUAGGGAAUCCCUUGGAGAUUUUAAGGAUUGUGACUCAAUAGCUGGCCUCCGGUCGACUGCGGCCGAGUUUGUAUCCGAGGAUCCAAACCCAGAUCUGUACCACUAUGAUGGUCGAGUCACCACAAGUGGGAAAACAUUCCCUCUCACUUCAAAUCAGGUUAUCUACCGUGGAAGCACGAUUAGGAACACUAGUUGCGUUAUCGGUCUUGUCAUCAAUACUGGAGAAGAGUGCAAAAUUCGGAUGAACGCAAAUCAACACCCGGAUGCCAAGAAGCCGGCACUCGAAGCAAUAGCGAACAAGAUAGUUCUCACGCUCGUUUUCUACGUUAUUGUUCUUACUGCUGGCUGUUCAGCCGGUUAUGUCAUGUGGCGGGCAGCGACGGAACGCAAAUCUUGGUAUAUAUCCAAUGCUACUGUUCAGCUCAAACAGAUCAUCAUUGGCUACGCAAUUCAGUACAACAAUAUUGUUCCUCUGUCACUGUAUGUGACUCUGGAGCUAACGAGAAUCGGACAAUUGCUUUUGUUAAAUGGCGAUAUAGAAAUGUAUGAUGAAGUAUCCGACACUCCCGCUCGAUGUAAUACCAACACCAUCCUCGAAAAUCUCGGGCAAGUCAGUUAUGUGUUCUCCGAUAAGACGGGUACAUUAACAGACAAUGUUAUGAAAUUUCGCAAAUUGAGCAUCGCCGGGACUUCUUGGCUUCACGAGAUGGAUCUAUCCGAGAACCAGUCAAGCGAGAAGCAAACUACCCAUACUCCCAAACUUUCGCCAAGCAGAAGCAAAUCUGACGACACCAGCAGUGCCCUGUAUGAAGAUAUUGAGCUAUUUUCUAUUGCUUCCCCAAAUACGCCCACUUUUCCCCUAAGCAGAAGAUCUUCUCAGUGGAGGUCAACUGCCCGGCCUCACAAUCUGCAGCCGGAACUCACUACAUCAGACCUCUUGGAGUACAUCAGGCUGCGCCCAACGUCAUAUUUUGCAACACGCGCUAGAGACUACAUUUUAUGCUUAGCCCUCUGCCAUACCUGUCUCCCGGAAAUGAGAGAUGGGCAGCUCGAAUAUCAGUCCUCAUCGCCGGAUGAACUGGCUCUUGUACGAGCUGCUAGUGAACUAGGGUACUUGGUCACUCAUCGGUCUUCUCAGAGUGUCACACUUCGACUUGGUUUAGAAAAUGGGAAAGAGCAAAUCGACACUUAUCAGAUUCUGGACGUGAUCGAGUUCAGUAGCAAACGAAAGCGCAUGUCUAUCAUCGUACGUUACCCAGAUGGGCGAAUCUGUCUUAUCUGUAAGGGCGCCGAUUCGGCGAUCAUGCCGAGGCUCAAAUUAGCCCAGCUGGCCAAAGAAAAAGCGUCAGAAGUGCGCAAAAGUGCCGAUCUGGAGCGGGAAAUAGCACGCCGGAGCGAGCAGCUAGAAGUCCGGAAUAGCUUUGGUGGUCGCCCAAGUUUCACCUUGCGUCGUAGCUUUGCAACGAAUCGUGACAGUCUCGACUCGACUCAGCUAGCCAACCGACCAGUUCUGGAACGCAGUAGAUCAGUAGAGCCGUCACGAUCUCGAGUGUCCGAAGAUAAAAGCCGUCCCUCUCUGAAUAUCCGUACGACAUCUUUGGAUGUCGUAAAAAGACUAUCACGAGCCAGUCCCAUAACUCCCAUUCCGCCAACCCAGAACAAGUUUAGUUUUCUGGAAGAAUCCUCUAUCAUGGAUGAAGGCACUGUUUUCGAUCGGUGUUUCAGACAUCUCGAUGAAUAUGCUACCGAAGGGCUUCGCACGCUUCUCGUCGCUCGGAAAUUCAUUCCCGAAGCCGAGUACAUGGAUUGGAAGGAGCUUUACCACAAAGCAACAACUAGUCUAAUAGAUCGUCAGGACAAGAUUGAGGAUGCGGGUGAACAGAUAGAGCAGACACUUGAUCUUGUUGGUGCAACUGCAAUCGAAGAUAAGCUUCAAGUCGGUGUACCUGAGACCAUCGACAAACUUCGACGUGCCAAUAUCAAGAUCUGGAUGCUGACGGGCGAUAAGCGUGAAACUGCCAUCAAUAUCGCGCAUUCGGCCCGGAUUUGUCGCCCUGGUUCUGACGUGUUCAUUCUUGAUUCCACAAAAGGGGAUAUAGAGGGCCAGAUCCGAGACAUUAUGGAAGAUCUGCAAACUGGGACAGUCCAUAGCGUUGUGGUGGUAGAUGGACAGACACUUGCCACUAUUGAGAAAUCGCUACCGGUCACCGACCUCUUUUACUCGCUCAUUCCGACGAUCGACUCGGUGAUAUGCUGUCGUGCAUCGCCGGCUCAAAAGUCGACGAUCGUGAAGGCCAUCCGGCAACAAGUGCCAAAAGCCUUGACACUAGCGAUUGGCGAUGGCGCGAACGACUUGGCCAUGAUUUCCGCUUCCCAUGUGGGUGUAGGGAUAUCCGGCAAGGAAGGCUUGCAGGCUGCUCGCGUUGCCGAUUAUUCUAUUGCCCAGUUCCGCUUUUUGCAGCGGCUCCUUCUCGUCCACGGACGGUGGAACUAUGUCAGGACUGGAAAGUUCAUCUUGGCGACGUUCUGGAAAGAGAUGUUCUUCUAUCUACCGACGGCCAUGUACCAAAUGUACAACGGCUACACGGGGACGAGUCUCUACGAGAGCUACAGUCUGACAGUCCUCAACAUCUUGUUCACGAGCUUGUGUGUGCUCUGUAUGGGCAUAUGGGAGCAGGACUUGCGCGCCGAGACCCUGCUUGCCGUCCCCGAGCUAUACGUUCACGGUCAGCGAAAUCGCGAGCUCAACUUUCCCAGGUUCGUGGCCUGGAUGACAGGGGCCGUAAUCGACGGCACACUGGUCUGGGUGCUCCUUUGGCUCGGGUAUAACGUGUUCGGUCACCCCCGUGACAAUGGUCUGUUUGCCUUUGGCGAUCUCGCAUUUUCCAUUGGCAUAUUGUGGACCAAUUACAAACUCUUCAUCAUGGAGACACACUACAAGUCGGCCAUCGUCAUGGGCUCGUUCGGUAUCACCGUGUCCGGCUGGUGGGCCUGGCAAGCCUUCCUCAACGGCGUGUAUCCCCUCCAGCCCAGCCCAUAUGCCGGCCGCGGCGCCUUCGUGAACACGUUCGGCAAGGACACGCUAUGGUGGGCUCUACUUUUCGGCAUACUGCUGAUCCUCAUUGCCUUGGACACGGCCUUUAAGCUUGCGAAACGCGGCCUGGUCAAGUAUGGUCUGUGGACCUGGCCACCUUGGAGGAAACAACAACAGACAAGAGAUGUGGAGGACGAUGAUCACGGUAUUGAAAAUUGUGAGAAUUGGGACCGCCAGCUCUGGCAAGAGCUAGAGCAAGAUCCGGCUGUUAGAGAACAGCUGCGACAGGCCCUGCUAGAUGAUGACGAACGGCAGCGGCCCAGAACGAUGGGAGAUGAGGAGGCCGUGGUGGUGAGGGUAGCGGAUUCAAGAGGAUAGAAGAGCUUGAUACUUUUUCAUUUCGAAGCAUACUUAACUAACCUAUAGACACAGGGGGGGCAUUCAUCAUGGCGUUUGGAGGGAUUGUAUACGCAAUUACGAGCAAGCGGUUUUUGUGCAUUGAGAGAAGGGGCAUCUAUCUGAUAGAUCUUUUUUUCAGCUUCUUUUCACCUACUUACCUACGCAGAUACCCUAUUAUCUUGGAUAUAGAAUAACUCCCUGCAUAUAAUGUUGGUCAUUGGACAUAGAAGGGUUGAUGGCUUUAGAGUUUGUAUAUAGGAUGAUAUAAUAUGAAUACGCCUUUAUCCCUUCUUUUCCCUUUUAUGUGUAUAUUUAUAUUGAUAUUGAAAUCAAAAGGGCGAAGUUCAUCUACUUACUGAUCGUGCUCGCUCUUCUGAUAUACUGAGAGUAAGUUCAAGUUAACAUAUCGUUGGUCUUAGUAAUGGAUGUGUAUAGAGACAACUUGGUCCCUUUCAAACACCUUGAUUGUGACGCGGCAGUUGCAACAAAACACACAUGUCUACAACAUACCACUACAUCCACUCCCACGAAUAUGAUUUACUACUAUUUACCAAAGCCGAAGUAGAUGCUACCUAGCCGGUCAUCAGGAUUGUAAGUUGCAAAGGUUUUUUUUUUUUUUUUUUUUUUUUUUUUUUUUUUUUUUUUUUUUUUUUUU